AUUUUUUCUAUUGCGAUGAGCAAAUGCAAAACGGGUUUGUGCCCGACCCGCAAUAUCAGCAGCAGUUGGUGUUAUUGGAGGCAAAAGCUAUGGAGGAAAAGAAACUCACGGGCAAACGGCCAAGGGAUGAAGAACAAAAUGCGUUUAGUAGUUCGAAAAAAUUGUCGAGAGAGACUAUUUCGCAGUACUUUUACAUGCCAAUAACACUAGCUGCACGAGAGCUAAACGUCGGUUUAACUGUGUUGAAAAAGAGGUGUAGGGAGCUGGGGAUUAGGAGGUGGCCUCACAGGAAGCUUAUUAGUCUUCAAACACUUAUCAAGAAUCUCCGGCUUCAGCUCCUCCAAUCCCUUACUCUCAUACUCCGUCAACCCCUCGAGAUCCUUCUUCACAAACCCUUCCACCCCUUCCCUCCCAAUCUUCACCCUCGACGCGAAAAACGGCAACUCGGCCACUACGCUCGACUCAACAUACGCAAACUCGUAAACAUCCGUAUCCCCAUCAAGUGCCCUCAGAGACGACUCCAAAAACCGAGCCGCCGCGUAAGCCAUCGACAGCGUGGCAGACCCCGCGCCCGCCUUCGCCUCCACCACCUCCGUCCCCGCAUUCUGUAUCCUCCACGUCAGCUCCGCCGCCUCCUCCUGCGAAUAACUCGUCAAGGGCCUCGUCUUCGAAAGCAGGGGCAAAAUCGUAAUUCCGGCGUGCCCCCCGACAACCGGCACGUCCACAUCAAUCAGCUUCAAGCCCUUCUUCUCGGCAACGAACGUGUUCGCUCGGACCACGUCGAGUGUCGUCACGCCGAAAAGCCUCUUCGGGUCCACCUCGGCUGCGAUCGGGACGGUCGAGUUGACCGGGUUGCUGAUGACGUGGACGAACGCGUCGGGACAGGUGUCGGCCACGGCCUCGACGAGGCUCUUCACGAUGUUGGCGUUGAUGUUGAAGAGGUCGUCGCGCGUCAUCCCAGGCUUGCGCGGGACGCCGGCCGGAAUCACGACGACGUUGGCGUCUUUCAGGCAGUCGGAGAGCUCGGAAGCUCCGGUGAAGUCUCGGACGGCGGACGGGGUGUUGCAGUGGCUGAGGUCAGCGGCGACGCCUUUCACGUUGGCGAUGUCGUAGAGGUUGAGGGAGGAGACGAGAGGGAACAUUUUCGCGAGGAGGGCCAAAGGCUGGCCGAUUCCGCCGGCUGCGCCGAGAAUGGCGACGUUGAAGGAAGCUUGGUGAAAGUGAGGGUUUCGGGGGAUUUGCCGAGGAAGGAUGAGUUUAGGCGGCUGGAAGGCGUGGGCCGGAAGUUGGGGUUGAGAGUGAAGGCUCGGGAUUGCAUUCGGUGGCCGGAGAUGGGAGAUCCGAUCGAGAGUGUGGUUGCUGAUGUGGCCGCCAUCGAGAAUGAAACCUGCGUG
Messenger RNA from Striga asiatica, 1394 nucleotides. NCBI's taxonomy places the organism in Eukaryota, Viridiplantae, Streptophyta, Magnoliopsida, Lamiales, Orobanchaceae. The record is from the annotation of a GenBank genome assembly.